AGCUGAUGCAGGAGUGAAGGCGAUGCAGUGAUGUCGUAUCGUUUGAAACUGUUUCUUUGGUUUGGUUUAUCUAAGGGUGGGACAAAGAUGCAUUGUGUGGCUCGCUGAUUAAACUCCACUUUCCCGAGGCUUUCUUUCAUCAUAACGCUGCAUUAGCUCAUGCUGUAGAGGAGGCCGAAGGGCCAAACUCAGCAUGUGUUGAUUUAAUGACCGUGCAGGAGUGUAUUUCACUUCAGCUUUUGAACAGCGAAGAUUUUGAGCCCCGUUGCGAUUGAGUCGUUGACUUAGCGUUGGCGUUGAGGGAUACUUUUUACAAACGUGCCACAGUGAGUUACGAAAGUUGCAUUUGGGCCUAGUGGGCAUUUAUUGGGUUAAUGCUGGAGGGAAAAUCUUUUCCUGUCUUGAGGGUGGGUGGAGGAACGCUGAUGCUUGGAAGCUCAUGAACCCACGAGUCAAACAGUAAUGAAAACAGUUGUGGCCUGAUGUCAGAGCUACGGAAAAGACACGAGUUAGGAGAGGGAUUUAAAGAUACGACACAAAGUAACUGCAUUUCCUUCUUUGCUUUUACCUUCCCAGUCUCUUGCUGUGGCUGUCUCUACGCUGACCACCCUGUCCUGUCAGGAAUGUCUGUCACCUCAGGGAACAAAGUGCUGCAGCCUUCUCUGCAAAGCAGGAAGUUGGCACAUGACCAAGAGGUGGAAAAUCUAUACUCGGUUGCAUAAUAUAGCCUAUCUUUACCUCACAUGAACUCUGAGAGGUCCUGGCAGCUGUAAGCAAGCAGCGCUGCAGGGCGGGAGCGUGUGUGUGUGUGUGUGUUUGGUAUGAGUGUGAGCGCUGUGCUUCUUGCAGCCUGUACAUGCAGGAUCUGGCCUGGGUUAGGGUUAAAAUGACCCCACUGAAGAAAAGCUGGAGGAUCAAAGUGGAGAUGAAUUUCAUCCCUUCAUCGAGGCCCUCCUUCCCCAUGUCCGUGCCUUCUCCUACACCUGGUUCAACCUGCAGGCCCGCAAGCGUAAAUACUUCAAGAAGCACGAGAAGAGGAUGAGCAAGGACGAGGAGCGCGCGGUGAAGGACGAGCUGCUGGGGGAGAAGCCGGAGAUCAAGCAGAAGUGGGCCUCGCGUCUGCUGGCCAAGCUCCGCAAGGACAUCCGGCCGGAGUUCCGCGAGGACUUUGUGCUCACCAUCACGGGGAAGAAGCCCCCGUGCUGCGUGCUGUCCAACCCCGACCAGAAGGGCAAGAUCCGCCGCAUCGACUGCCUCCGCCAGGCGGACAAGGUGUGGCGGCUGGACCUGGUGAUGGUCAUCCUGUUCAAGGGAAGCCCCCUGGAGAGCACGGAUGGCGAGCGGCUGGUCAAGUCGCCCCAGUGCUCCAACCACGGCCUGUGCGUCCAACCGCACCACAUCGGGGUGACGGUCAAGGAGCUGGACCUCUACCUUGCCUACUUCGUCCACUCACCAGAGCAAUCAGGACAAUCGGACAACUCAAACCAGCAAGGAGACACAGACGUCAAACCCCCGCCUAAUGGACACCUGAGCUUCCAGGAGUGCUUCGUGACCUCGGGGGUGUGGAACGUAGCCGAGCUGGUCCGCGUGUCACAGACUCCGGUUGCCACGGCAACAGGCCCAAACUUCUCCCUGGCGGACCUGGACAGCCCUGGCUAUUACAACAUCAACCAGGUGACCCUGGGGCGGCGUUCCAUCACCUCCACCAGGACUGAAAUGGAGCUUUAUGCAAGUCUCCCACGGAGCUCCAACAAGCGUAAGUCCAUCGACGACAGCGAGAUGGAGAGCCCAGUGGACGAUGUCUUCUACUCGGGCCGAUCCCCCGCGGCAGGCAGCAGCUCUCAGUCCAGCGGGUGGCCCAACGACGUGGACGCAGUGCAGCACCAUUUGGCCAGUGUGCAGGAGAGGAAGAUUAAGCAUGAGAGCGAUGGAGUGCAGUUUCCUUACCAUGGACUCUCGUCGCCUGGUUCUCAUAAGAAGCUGGGGAAAUUCGAUUUCAGCGCCCUGUCCUCCCAGACGAGGUCCCCCCGCAUGGCGUUCACCCACCACCCACUGCCCAUGCUGGCGGGAGUGAGACCAGGGAGUCCCCGGGCUUCGGCCUCAGCUCUGCCCUUCCCGUCUCCUUCCAUCAUCCAGCAGUCUAGCCCCUACUUCACCCACCCAACCAUCCGCUACCACCACCAUCCUGGGCAGGAUCCCCUGAAGGAAUUUGUGCAGUUUGUCUGUGCUGACGGCUCGGGGCAGGCCACCGGACAGCCAAACGGGAGCGGCCAGAGCAAAAUGCCAGGCUCCUUCUUACUGCCUCCACCUCCCCCAGUGGCCCGCCCAGUGCCCCUCCCCAUGCCCGACUCUAAACCCAACAGCACGCCCCCUGACGGCGGACUCUCCUCGCCCGCAUCUCCGUCAUACUCCACGCCAGGCGCCACAGCUGCCAACAGGUUUGUCGGCAUCGGAUCACGGGACAACUUUCUGAACAUCCCGCAGCAGACGCAGUCUUGGUUCCUCUGACGAGAUCUGUGUCCAACCCAGCAGAGUUCUUCUUUGUAAUCCCAGAUGAGAGAAAAAGACCCGAGAGACAACCCACGGGAUGAUCAUCGUCCUCCAAACCCUAACCGCCUCCUCACCUGAAACACAUCAUAUCCACAGCCGCUCUCUCUGGACAUGUUCACGCGGGAGGGGGACCCGACAGGACUGAGACACACUUGGACGGGUGGACGAGGAGGUAAGGGGACAGCAGGCCUCCUUGCACCCCGACCAGCAGCGGCGCACCAAGAGGACGUAAACCCCGCCUCCUGCUCAGAUAAAUCACCUGUCCAGCAAACGUGGAUUUGAACAUCUGACCGAGCGAUUAGUGAAAAGGAUCAUCCCACCCCACCAAGGACCAGGAGACCACGCCAAACAUUUGUUGAUUUAAGGUUGCACUACAAGCUGAGUCGGUUAACACUAAUCCCAACGAUGUGCACUAAAACACACUUUCACGCCGGCCAAUCACGGCUCUCACUUCUGCCUCGCCUCUCCGUAGAAAGUCCUCCCAGUCGCUCCCGGCUGCAGCACGCAUGGACACACACACACACACACACACAGCUUACUGGUCUAUACGGUCGUUUAUUUAAGCUUUAGUUACGACGUUCGAGGUUCCGCGUGUUCCACCACCUUCGGCAGCAGCAGCUGUGGGUUCCUGUUCUGGUUGUUCCUUACAGCGGCUGGUGCACGACAACAAGAGCUUCUUUAGAGGACUGAUGUCACUCACACGUUGGGCUAAACCCGCCGCUAAAGGUCGAGCAACCUUUUAAAUCCGGUGAUUAAAACAUAAACAUCUCGUCGGUGUUCACCAGGCGUCGCCGUCACCCCUCAGCUAAUGUUUCUGCUGCCUUUGCUUUCCACGUGCGUCUGAAAAUGGCCGCAUUGUUGAAGAAAGCACCGAAAUGUCUGGGUUCUAGGUCAAAGGUCGGCUCGGCUUGGGCAGCCUGGCGACACCUCGUCUGGAUCAGAACUUUUAUUUCUGUUCGACUUACGGCUGAGAACUAAAUAAAAUAGAUGUCGCUGGUGAGCGUGGCGGGUUUACCCGUCUCGCGCUUGUUGGACGUUUACCGACGUGUCCGCACCGGCGUGGAUUUUAAACGUCUUCUAUCCACAUCAGUGGCAUGCGUCCUGACUCUGUCCUCCAACACGGAGAUGCAGACGCUUCAUCCAUGAUCCAAACCACCGCCUGUUAGUCGUUCCCAUCAGGAUCCCACGGUUGCUACGGAAACACGAAGAUGGUGCCAAAGUAGAGAUUAUCACGGAUUCAGUAGUUGGGUCGUGUUCAAACUCAUUGUCAGAAAUGGACUGAGUCGCUCCUGGUGACCAAGGCUGAUAUCUAAACCUGUAGCAUCCAGGCAGCCGACACUGGGAACGGCCAAUGAUGGCCACAUCCCAUAAUAUUUAAUCAUUGUGUGACUGAGAAGUGCAACAACUAGCUGGUCUCAGCGGUCCUGUCCUUUGGAUAGAGUGGUUUAAACCGACCAAACCAAGUGUUGUUAUGUUGACGUCACUGCCACCUGCUGGCAGGACAUGAAAACUACAUCUUCGUUUUAGCCUCUGGCCUGGACCAGGAGGAAUUUGUGAUGUGUUCCCAGAUUGGACCCAGACAUGAUGAAAUGUCGCUUUUAGGCCAGAUUUAGCCCACUUUUAAUCGCAAUGUCAUUUUUAUUUUAGACGUAUUUAACUCCCAAAACACUUGUUGCUAAGAGACAACACAACUGAUGACAAUCCUGAGCCAAUGCCGGUUUUAGAACUUCCCUUAACCCGGGAUUUCUCCGACUGUUCCAAACAUUAGUGACAACGUUCUCAAAAACUCCUGAAAUGUUGGUGAGAAUUCCCGAGCUCUCCUGAAAUCCCUGAGACCAACAACCCUCCUGGUCCUGGUGGACUUCUGCAACUCCUCAGCUUCUGAGAGCCAGAAAAGGCUGCAAAUUAAAAAAAAACAAGAUCAAUUACAAAUUCUCAUGAAAGCAAGAUGAAUAUUUGUAUUUAUGUGUAGUUCUGCUAAAAACGCCCACUGUGUGGUUCCUGCAGAACAUGAGCAGCUGGUUUCCAGCGGCAACAGCCCCGUGAGAACGACCUUGUACGUUCGUUCUAACCGCCUGAUUGGCUCUUUUCCUGUAACCAGCCGCCAGCCGCAGGUUCAACUCGACACGUUGAGUGGUAUUCGUUUUCUAGUCCGUCAAAUGAAGCUUUUCUUGUGUCCACUUGUGAAUUUUCCAUAAACGUUUUUUCUGAGCCAGGAAGCCCAGUGGCAGGCUUGACAAUCACCGAAGGUUUGUUUUUGGGAGACAGAGCUGUGUGAUGAGCCGCGCAGAGGAAAGCGAUGCACCGAGACGCGCCGGUGGCUGCCGGUGGUGAGACAUCACAAAACAUGGAGAAAGUUUCCUAAAGAAGAGAGGCGGGUCGGAGGAGAGAGCUGCUCUCCUCUCGUUUCCUGUAAGCUCGGCUCGUUGUUUACACUCCCAGAUAGGAUCCUGCUCCAAGAGCAGAGACGCCACACUGAGGAGCAAAAAGAAAAUGUAACAUAUCAUCUGAUUUAGAGAGGCCUCCAAGGCCCACCAUAGAAGAAGAAAACACACACACACACACACACACACACACAGGCACCAGCACUCCCCCUUGCUGUUGUGAAUGGAAGAGCCCUGACGAAUCAAACAACUGCACUAAAACAAUCACGCCAGCCGACCUUAAGACUUCUGUUUGUAGUACGUAGACGGACAUCUCCGGGAUAGAGAACACACCUCCGGAGAACAGAUCGCACCUUCAGUCAGACUCGACAGCUUAUUAGAUACAAAACACACACACACACACACAUGCUGAAUUCAAAGGGAAGUAAAACAUAAUUGACAAUCUUAGGGAGGCCUUUAUGCUUUCAGUCGUGUUCUGUAGAGUUGGUACAAACGUCCCGUUUCAGUCACCUGUUCCAACCUCUCAUCCGACCUAAAAGUUAAAAAAUAACUGGACUGCCAGGCGGCGUUCCUCGCUGCAGGAGACACAGCGACGACGCGACUGCCGAUUAGCUUCACAGAGACGACUCGACCCAUGACACAAGGCUACUGAUGGCUAUGGUGAUUUAUUGUCUAAUCUAUGGAAGUGCCUCUAUAUUCCCAUUAUGCAAUUUGUCAGACAUGAAUUCAGGUUCUUUUUUUCACAUAUAAGCUAUAGUGAACGGUGAAAAUCUAUGUCCGGAAGCGGAAAAGGUGACAGCUCACUAGAUAAUCACAAGCAUCUUUAUACAAAAUACACAUAUAUAUAUAUUUAUAGAUAUAUUCUUUGUCUUCAUUUGCAAGAUAAGCUCUGUGGCAGUCUAGUUAUUUUUUCGAAGCACGGCAAAGAUCACGCAGUCGUAUGAAAGUCACCGAUCUGAGCUGAAGUACCGGAGAGUCCGCCCGCACGAAGGAAGUGAGAUCCAUCGCAAACCGCAGCAGAGAUGUAGACGACGAGGAAUAAUACAGUAGAUUUAACAGAGGAGGGUUUUUCUUGUUUUGAUGGGAAGACGUGUUCUUGAACCUAAAUGACGUAUGUUGAUUGAGCCAUGUGCAAUGCCUUGGUAGAGGAAUUAGAGAUUGUUAGAGGGUGUCAUGCAAAGAGAGGGAAACCCUCUCGAGAUUUUCUUUGUCUUUGUAGUCCACGUGCUCCGGGACUCUAAAUACGAGAGCAGCAGCGAGAAACAGAAAGAAAAGUUUUUUUGUUUCUUCGUUUUUGAUUUUUUAGAAAAAACUUGAUUUGUUUCCUAAAACCAGAGCGGGAGGGAUAUUGGGGCAACUUUUGCAACUCAUAAAAAUUAUAUCAACAUGAAAACUGGUGCUUUCAUAAGAAAAAAUGAUAAAGUACAUUCAGUCUCUAUUACACAUAAAUAAUAACAAACAAAAGUAAGUGUUAUCGUAGAGGCAAGUUUUUGAAAUACGUGCAUUAUUCUAUUUCUCUUUUUGUAUUUACCGGGGAGAGGGGAGGGGGGUUCGUAGUAGGAAAAACGGUUGUUGUAACAAAAGGCAUUUUUCCUCCCCUACACCGUUCCAUCACGACACAAAACACAAACUAAAAAAACAAUCUUGUAAAAUUUUGUAAAAAGCCCAUUUGUUUCCAGCGGACGUUUUUGGUGUCGUAUCGAACGUGAUCCCAACGCGGAACAGAGACAAGAUCUUCCCCGCUUCCGGGAGAUGCACAAGUACCGAUUCCUGUUCCUAAACCACCGCGGAAAAGGCGGGGAAAGUGGACGGUGAUGUUUGAGCUCGUCCUGUUGACGGUUCAUUAGUAGUGUUCUCCGUCAGUCAGAGGGACUUUGUAAGCCCACCAGCUGUAAAUGAUUAUAAAUAUUUGUUUGGUGAUGUAGUGUUUUAGACCAGAGCAUCUUUAAAGGUUGUCCCUAAAAAGUGCCUUUUGUUCACAGACUCCAUCCUGUAAUCCCGAGCGCCCGUCUCAAAAGAAAAAAGUCCCCUCCCUCAUAUUUCUCUUUCUCUUCUUCAUCAAGCUUCAGUAUACGUAGUACUAAAGGAAGUCGGUGUGAUUUAGUUGCUGUUUUUAUUGUUCAAUACUUAAAAAAAGCUGUAAAAGUUUAAAAAACAGAAAAAAAUGACCUCUUUUGUGUCUUCCUCUGUGUCUUGACGUCCGUCUUUCCUGCACACUGGAGUAGUCUGUAGCUGUGUAUCCUCCCCCUCUCCUCACCCGUCCUUCCUUUUUCUCCCUUUUCUCUGAACAGCGGGGUUUUAAAAAAUAGGAAAAAAGAAUACGCAAAGAUGUUUUUAUUUUUGUUUGUUUUGUUUGUCUGAGCAGAAUGCAGUUAGCUCACGUGUUAUCCUUGUCUGUACGCUUCACAUUGUAUUACCAUACCCAUCUUCUCCAGCUUCCCAUGCAGCCGCCGAUGUAAGUGAACAAGUGACGCCACGAGGCUCUGGGCUUGGCUGAGGACAGGGCCGUUCUUUUCUUUCACCCUCCUGGAGCAGACGGUGGGGUGAGCCAGUCUGGGUGGUAGGAUGGGGGCUUGACCGGUUUCAGGCUGGGGGGGGUCCAGUGACAUAGGCACGUGUGUUUGUACUCGUUUCUAUUUAUUUUUUAUAAUUGAAUUGGCUUUUUGGUGAUUUUUGUCCUGUCUUGGCCGUCAGCCGUGCACCUUUCUAGUGGUUGUGCAAGACCAGCUCACAAAAAAGAAAAGGAACAAAAAAAUGACUCAAGCACCUUAAAGGCGGAGCGGUUUCCACAGUUCAGAGAGGCUUAGCACAAUCACUACAAAUACUAUACAUGCUUCUCCUUCACCGCUGCUGACCGAAGUGGGUGGAGUCAGCGUUGGUGACUCGUAACGCAACGGCGUGUUCCACCAGCAGAAUGGGUGACUCCAGGAGAAAUGUGUCUUGCCACCAGGCAUGCAAAGCCAGCAGCAGUAUUAUCAGUCAUAGAGAGAUAAAAGCUAAAAGCCAUAUCAGAGGCAGGCAGGAUGCAGCGUGCGUGUUCCUGAUGAGCUAAACGUCUGCAGAGUUCGCUCCUUUCAGAGAGCCUGUGGCCCAACCGUCCGCCAUUUUGUUUUGUAUUAUUUUACACAUUUAGUUGCUAAUGUGUUUGGUAGGAGGCUGGUUAGCUGAUUAGUAAUGUAGUGACUGAGCCCCCCCCCCCAAAUCCUGCCUUGUUAUCCUCUGGUCCGAGACCACGCACGCCUCGCCCAUCCUGCCCUCGGAGCGGCGUUCCAUCCUCAGACGCGUCUCCCAGAGCCCGUGGUGAAAUGCAUGUUAAUUACAGUUUCUUUUCCAUAAUAAUAAAAGCAGUUUGAAAAGAGCGAUGCCUUUACUUGAUUGAAUAAAAGGAAGUUCUUGACUGUA
Messenger RNA from Nothobranchius furzeri (turquoise killifish), 8336 nucleotides. Lineage: Eukaryota; Metazoa; Chordata; Actinopteri; Cyprinodontiformes; Nothobranchiidae. The record is from RefSeq and is a predicted model, not a curated record.